Notothenia coriiceps (black rockcod) is the source of this 4939-nucleotide messenger RNA. Its product is annotated as cyclic AMP-dependent transcription factor ATF-7-like. Gene Ontology annotation, biological process: regulation of DNA-templated transcription. The transcript has 12 exons. Gene Ontology annotation, molecular function: DNA-binding transcription factor activity. The coding region runs from base 858 to 2306 and encodes 482 amino acids. The record is from RefSeq and is a predicted model, not a curated record. NCBI's taxonomy places the organism in Eukaryota, Metazoa, Chordata, Actinopteri, Perciformes, Nototheniidae.
UAUUCCAUUAUUUGACUGACGAUGCUGAAGAGCGUAAUAUUGCAAAAAUGAUUAUCAGCCCCAGUGGCUUUGGAGGCUUUAUUUGAGACACACGACAUCAAGUGACUUGUUUUUUUGCUUUUCAAUUUGUCUUCGUCAUUGAACCAAAACCUCACGGCAAGUGUUUAUAAAAAUGACAGACGGUGAAUAACCUUGGCACAGAGUUUUUGAUUUAAUUAUAGAGAGCUGCCCAUGCCAUGUCCAUCCCGUAUUGUUUUCUAGCGCAGCAUGGAUUUGGCUUCUAGGCCUGGUUAGUUAUGCACACAUGGAUAUAGGAUUUCAUUUGUUCCAUUGACCAAAUCUCAGGUUCACUUUGCUUACAUAAAUACAUAUUGGCUGCUGCACCCGCCCAGCUACUGCCCAGAUCUCCGGUCUCUAAAGCUCACAGCACACAUUUACACGCCCUCACCUUUGAUCCAGCAAAUAUCCCUGAUCCUCCAAUUGAUCCAUCGCUGACGGGCUUUCACUAUUUCACUCCCUCCCUCCUCCCUCUGUGGGUUUCUUUUUUCUUUUUGUGGGGUCUCCCCUACCCUCUGGCAAUUCAAGCCUCAGAUUCCACAGUCAUGGCUGCAGCGCGAGCUAUUAAUACAGUUUGUUUAGCCAGUUUCCUAGCAGGCUGCAUCAAACACUGGAUGGCUGUGGCUGAUUAUAGCCGGGACUCGUUCCCCUACACCUGCUGAGUCGGAGAAAUCCAAGUUAACGGUGGGACUCUGGCAGCAGCUCAAUGAGAGGGACAGGAAUUUGGGAACUUUGACUGCUUCCAUGUCACCUUGACUGAAAGGAGGCGAAAAUAGUUACAUUGCAAGCUCUUCGCAAAAAUGGGGGACGACCGACCUUUUGUGUGCAACGCUCAUGGCUGUGGACAGAGGUUUACCAAUGAGGACCACUUGGCUGUACACAAACACAAGCAUGAGAUGACUCUGAAAUUUGGACCAGCCAGGACUGACUCUGUCAUUAUUGCAGACCAGACUCCGACUCCCACCCGCUUCCUAAAGAACUGCGAGGAGGUCGGUCUGUUUAACGAGCUGGACAACUCCUUCAAUCACGACGAUGAUGAAAAGAGAGCAAAGAACUCUCACCCUGCUCCUAACUCAGUGGCUGUGGACAUGAGAAUGCAGGCCUCAUCAGAGGUGAAGGUGAAGGAAGAGGAACCUGUAGAGGUGGACUCCUCGCCGCCAAGCAGCCCCGACUCCUUCUCUGAUGAUUCAGACUACAGCAUAGAGCCUCAGGACACACCACCCAGGAGUUCAGCCCCCACCCCGACUAUUAUGCGUCCAGGUUCCCUCCCACUACACCUGGGCUUUGAUGGCUUUCACCCCACCAUGCCGUCUCCCACCUCCGUCAUCACACAAACCCCGCCCUCCAAUCGUACCCUGUGUUCGCCGACCAGCCACUACCCCAUGAUGAUGCUUCCCUCUGGUCAGGCCGUGCCUUUGCUCCCUGGUCCAAUGCACAUACCUUCUGUCAUUAACCUGGCCCGCCCCAUGUGCAUGGUACCCAACAUUCCUGGGAUGCCCGGCCCCCCUCUGGGAGGCAGCAGCAGUGGCUCUAACUCCCCCUCUGGCUACAGCAUCCACUCAGAGGCCAAGAUGCGUCUGAAGGCUGCCCUGUCACAGCACAGCCCCUUAGGGUACAGCAUGGGGGCCAUGUCCAUGGGAGGCAGCCCCAUGGCCCCUCAGAGGGCGGAGCACAGCCAGCUGCUGGUCCAACAUCCAGACGCUCCAUCACCUGCACAGCCUCAGGUAUCUCCAGCGCAGCCUACAGGUGGGCGUCGGCGGCGGACGGGAGAAGACGACCCCGACGAGCGAAGGCAGCGCUUCCUCGAGAGGAAUCGGGCCGCGGCAUCGCGCUGCAGACAGAAACGCAAAAUGUGGGUCAGCUCUCUGGAGAAGAAGGCCGAGGAGCUCUGCAACAUGAACGUCUCACUGUCGAACGAAGUGUCCAUGUUGCGAAACGAGGUGGCUCACUUGAAGCAGCUGCUGCUGGCCCACAAAGACUGUCCUGUGACGAAUCUACAGAAGAAGACCGCCUACUUAGCUGUGGAAGAGAGCAUGAAAGACAUCUCGGAGCCGACGGGGUCCCCUGCCCCGGUGAUCCAGCACAGCUCCCUGGCACACAGCCCCUCCGCAGGGCACAACGGUCUGAGCAGGGCAGCAGCGGAGGCCAUGGCCAUGUCCGUGCUGGCAGGGAUGGGCCAGCACCAGAGGUCUGAGAGCGGACCCUCUCACAUUAUCAUGGCUGCACAGUCUCAGUCGGCUGCCAGAUGAUGAGCGAUGCCGCCACGGCCCAGACUUGGCUCACACUCGUCACCCAGGGGUAGGAAAGAGCAGCGGACACCCCCCCCCCCCCCCCCCCACCCCCCCAACUUCCCCCGAAGGCCAAGUUUCUCCUCGCCCCCGCGGCUGCCUCCUCCGCUCUCUGACCCUCCUGUGGAGCCGUCACGCUGCGGCCUGGAGCUCAGCAACAGCCUUCUGGGAAUGGACUGAGACCUUUUUGAGAGAGCUUCCCGUUCACUUUGCCAUAGACUACAGGGGCUGGACUCCAAACUUCAUCCUCCCCUCCCCUCCUCUGUGCUUCCCCCCCCUUCAUCUCUCCUUCCCCCCUCAGUUUAAAUGACCUCUUCACUGGACUGUAGGACUGCAUCGCUCUGAGUGUCGUAAUGAACUCUCCACACGGACACAGAUUCUAGCACACAGGUGUUGCACAAACCUCGUCGAUCAAAUCAGAUACCAAACAACACGCAGGGCUUUACACUGUUUUCAGCAGGGAAUUGUGCCUCACACACACCCACACGCCAUCACAGCACACAUCCUCCAAAGAUGCAGUAGCUGUCUAGACGUCAGUGACUCAGAUCUGACGUUAAACCUUUUGUACACGGUUCCACAUCAAGGUGAUCUCAACAUGGACCCAAAAACCUUACCUCAAUUACUCCCCUUUAUUAGAAAAUUCAUAAACGGUGUGCGUGAUUAGCUCUGUGUGUAUAUAUUGAUGUACUUAGCAGUUUGCCUACUCCUGAUCUGAUUCAUUAAUAGCUGGAUUGUUAGCAUGUGAAUUUUUUCUAUAGUGUGUUCUUGAUACAGCUAUGUGCAGCUAUACUUUUUAACCAAUUGGCACAUCCUCCCAGAUAAGUCCAAAACUAGUUGGAUUGACAGAGUAUGAUCUUUACAUCUGUUCUAACCUGAAGGGAUAAGCCCCUCCUCCUCCUCCUCCUCCUCCUCCUCCUUUCCUCUUCAACAGUUCUUCUGGUUACUGGUUUUCUAAGUGGACGCCUUUUCCAUUUGAUAUGAGGUAUUCUAGUGGCUGUGUUUCUCGGUGUGUGGGCCCUGGACUUACUGUAACUGUUAUUUUCACACUUCUCAGGAUGGUUGCACAUCCUUGCUGCUCGUUGGAAGUGCGAUGAACCCCUUAAUCUCUCUGCUCUUUACCAAACCUAAACCAAGCCAUAAUGACUACAAAUCAGAUGUCUGAAUCUCCAAAGACCACCCUGUGUACGUGUGUUAGGGGGCAGGAAGUAAAUAGCCUGACUGUUAUGUUGUAUUCAGAGCUCACAGUCUCUGCAGUAUAUCACUGCCUUUUACUUGCACUUACACUCUCACACAAAAUGUCUGAUCAUUUUUUGCCUUAAAACCACAUUGGUGCCUCCCAUACCACCCCCNNNNCCCUCCCUAGAACAGAUUUGCUCCUGAGCCAUACAACAAUAUAUAUCUUCUUAACUUCAUCAAAUGAAAAACAACUAAUAAGGAACCAAAAAUCCCUUAUUUAGGAUUAUUUAAAACCUUUAAAAGAAGUGACAACUCUCUUCCAGUGACACAAAUGAUCCAGUACUUGUCUGUCAUCUGGUGGAGAGACUCAGAUAAGACAUCCAAGCUUCGAGGGAAGAACACUUUUGGAUAUCUUGUGACUGAACAUUUCUUUAGAAAUCCCACUAAGAUAUAUUUUACAUAAACUCCUAAACAAGCGGUUUUCUUUUCAUGUUGUCUUCCUGCAUAUUGUUCUUUUAUCUGAUAUGAUCAAUCGUAUAUUUGAAAGAUGUGAUAUUUCAAAAACCUGUCCAUCAACAUAAGGGCAUGUCUUUAUGCACUAAGAUAAUGCAAGUUUCCUAGUUUUUAUAUCCAUUUAAAAUUCUCUUGGUCUUUUCCAGAGAUAUCAGAUGUUCAGAGUCUCCUCUCUGUAAUGUAUACGUUAAUGGGAAUUUGCUCUGCAACUUUAAACGUUUUCACCUUUGACUGAACCUCUUGUCCUACAGUCCCAAUGGCGACCCCGGCAUUUUGUUGUACUUCAGAGCUGGCGCUAUAUUUGGCUGGCAGUCGCUUAUAGACGAUUGUUCGUAUGAAAUGAAAAGUCAAACUAUAUUUAGCUUUCAUGUUUUCAUAUCAUUCAUGUCAUUGGCACCUUUUUCUGUCAGUUUUUGUUUUCUUUUGUGUCUUUUUUUCAGCACAAUACAACCUUUGUCAUUAUGCUUCUGAUUGUACUGAUGAAUAUAGAAACAAAUUUCCUUAAAACACAUUUAUUUUUUGUUCGAGAAAUGUCAGUCCUUUUUCAAAAAGCGAUUUGGAUCUUCUUUGUUAUAUCUUAAAAGAUAAAUUUGGUCGUGUCUUUCUAACUUAUUUUUCUAAUUGGUCAACUAACAAACGCCAUUACAGUCUCUGGCAUAUUAAAGUUACCUAGGAUGGUUGUGAAAAGAGCAUUUAAGGAAAGAUGCAACAAUGUGAAAGUUGCACAUAGCAUACUCAUGUUUGUUCACACUCCCAUCGUUGGACUGAUGAUUUCGGAAAUUGUCCUUGUACAUAUCUGUACUAUAUGAAUAUAUUUACUUUUCCAUGCAUGUCCAAGUGGAAUACUAUGAACACUUACAGUGCUGCAGUUUUAAUUAAAGAAACUACAUGUUAAUGAACAGUUA